GUGUGUGUGUGUGUGUGUGUCAAUCGAUACAAGUGCGAUGUGUUGAUAGCAGCAACAUGAAUGAUCUAUUGAAUGUUAGAUAAAUUGAAUGAAAAUAGUUUAGAUAUUGAAAUAAAAUUUUUUAUAGUUGAUUUGCCUUUUAUAAGACAAUAAAUUUUCUAUAAUAAAAUGUUCGAUUCGGAGUAUACUGCAUUGAAACGCGGAGAACAUAAUGUUAUUCUUCAAGAGUACAAUGAUAUUGUUGAAGAGCUUAAACGAGAGUUGGAAGUUUGCAAAACAGAACAAAACAGCAUUCGUUCUGAGUUACAAGCUCUGCAUAUUGAGAAUAAGAACAGCAGUGAUGCUAUACGCGAUUACAUUUCAUAUACGCAUAUGGAAGAAUGUGGCAAUCAGGAUGCACACAAUAAGAUAAUUACAAAUCUGAAGGAGCAUAUUGCGGUCUUGCAGAUGGAAAAGGAUUCAGCAGUUCAGCUGUGGCAGGUGUCAAUGAAAGCUGUGGAUGCUUUGGAGCAAGAACUCAGAACUCGUCCAGUGGAUAGCAGAGAUAUCAAAUUUUAUGAGGAACAGUUGAAAGAUGUUAGACAAUCAUAUUCGGAGGCUAUAAAGGCUUUGGAGGGCAAAUUACUUCAAGCGAAGGAAAAUUUCAUGAAGCAACAGUCUCUGUGGAUGUCAAGCAAAGAAACGAUAGAAACUCUAAAGAGAGAAAAAGAAGAAAUACUGACAAGAUUUCAAGAGCUUCAACAAAGUAGUCAACAGAAAGAUAGGAAUAGUCAACAGACAAUACAGUCGUUAACAGAAGAAUUGUCUGCCGCGAAAGCGGAAAUACAGAGGACAAGUUACUUGAAGUCAGAUUUAGAGAGGAGAUUAAACGAAAGCAGAAGAGUGGCUAAUAAUAUUAUAGCGAAGAACGAAGAAACAAAAUGCAAAAUGGCUGAGGCUCUCGAUCUAGUAGAAUCUGCGGUAAAAGAAAAAGAGUUUAUACUUCAAAGGGAGGCACAGAUUGCAGAGCAAAAUGCUAGAUUGGAAGCUCGGUUGACUUCCAUUAUCGAAGAACACGCCGUUAAGAUGCGACAAGAGACUGCUAAGUUGAAAGACGCUCAUGAGCAUAGUAUGAAAAAAUAUUUAUUAGAAAUCAAAGAGUUAAAAUCGGAAUUGCGGGAAAAAGUAACAUUAUUAGAGCAAUCGCAAAAAGAAACCAGAUUAGUGGAAGAAGAACUGGAGAAAGUGCGUCGAGAUUCUGAGGAAUUACUGGAAAAAUCAACCGCGAAGAUUCUGACUUUCGAACAAGCGUUAAAACAGACAGAUUCAAAAUUAGAGGCUUCUAAUGAAAUAUGCAAAAGACAAUAUAAUUUAGAGAUGCAACAGCUGCGAGAAAAAAUUGCUAAUUUGGAAGAGAAAUUAGUAGUUUCGAAUGAAAAGCUGAAGCAAAUUCAACAACAAAAUUCUACAAAUAUACGGGAUCGCAUUAAAUUAGCCGAUGAAAAGACCAAGGACGCAAUCGAUUGUUACGUUAAUUUGGAAAGUCAAUUGAUCAAAGCUACAGAUGAUAAAGAAUCUCUGACGACAGAAUUGAAGACGCUACAGUUGGCUUUCGAUCACGAAAUACACAAGAGAGAUUACGAACGAUGCAUGUUGGAAAACAAGAUCCGCGAACUAGAAAUGAACCUUCCGAAGGAAAAUUAUAUAAUGGAGAAUAAAUCAAGUCUUAAUAUUUCUCCAGUCCAAGUUCCCUCCCAGCAUCAUGCGGAUACAAUGAGCAAGCAUACUUUGGAUAUAAGGGUUGAAAAUACAGAUCAUAAUUGGCAGUCUAUGUUAACUGAACAAUUAAAUAAGCAACAGAAGCAUUUCGAAAAAAAGAUCAAAGAGAUGACACAACAUGUAACAAAUCAUCAAAAAUUAAGUCGAAAAUGGAGAGACGAAGCAAAAUCUUUGACUGUACGAUUUCAAGUCAAGUCUAAGGAAUUACGUGGAAAAAUUAGUUCGUUACGAAAAGAGAAUGCCGAAUUACAGAAAGCACUUCUACUUUGCAAACAGCAAUUCAAAACGGAUAUUAUUCAACAUAGUAAUAUACAAGGAUCCGAAACCAGGUGACAGUAUCCUAUAUUGAACAUAGGACACACAUGGAUGACUACAAAAUGGAUCUCUGCUGUAAAUAUUACAAAGCGACGGAUUUUAUUUACCAAAGAGAUACAAAUUGUAAAAAGCAACGUUAAGUCUUUCCUGAAAUUAUUUUCUACCUAUCUGACAACAAUGUUGACACAAAGUCUAUUCUUUGGAAACAAUGCACGCUGUGAAUAAACUAGGAAACCAAUAUAA
Molecule: messenger RNA, 2316 nt
Organism: Pogonomyrmex barbatus (red harvester ant)
Lineage: Eukaryota; Metazoa; Arthropoda; Insecta; Hymenoptera; Formicidae
Biological process (GO): clustering of voltage-gated sodium channels; cilium assembly
Cellular component (GO): centriole
Source: RefSeq, a predicted model, not a curated record